Messenger RNA from Vanessa tameamea, 3320 nucleotides. RefSeq names its product transmembrane protein 145-like. The record is from RefSeq and is a predicted model, not a curated record. Gene Ontology annotation, biological process: G protein-coupled receptor signaling pathway; response to pheromone. Bases 238 to 1788 code for a protein of 516 amino acids. NCBI's taxonomy places the organism in Eukaryota, Metazoa, Arthropoda, Insecta, Lepidoptera, Nymphalidae. The transcript is spliced from 7 exons.
GUCAUCUUAAGCUUGUCAAUUUUUUGGCGAUAGUAAGAAAAGUGAACGAUUGGGUAGAAAUGUGAAAACAGAAAUGUUUUAUGUUUACCAAGUUGUUGCAAAAUUGAGUAACAUAUAUCUCUGAAAUAGUUAACAUUAAAAUGUCUAACACUAUGGAAGUAAAUGUAUUUAUAAUGAGAGGAAAAAAGUCAGUUUAAAAGAAAUGUUGAUAUUGUUCUGUUGUACUUUAAUGUCAAAAUGUAUAGAACGUUAAUAGUUUUAUUACACUCUUGCCUAUUCUGCGCUGUGUCUACAACACACAUAAAAGGAGAAUUUACGACACAGGAAUAUUUCAAGUUUUUAGUAAAAUUUGGAUUCCAGAAGACAGAUAUUCAUUUCCAGAAGGAAACAUAUGGUUAUAUUUUUGGCAACUUGACGUCAAAGGACAAUUUUAAAUAUCCUAUCACAUUUGCGGUUUUAGAUAGGCCACAUUUCUUACAUUAUUACAAAAGUCGAGAUAUUGUUGAUAAAGAAAUAGCUUGUCAGGUUAUGUUUCAACAAUUAAAUGGUACAGCUUAUCAUCCAAAAUGCAACAAACUAGGACAAGACAUGUUCAGAAGAAUACCUUGCCCCAAAGAUAAACUGUGUGUGGAUGAAGAUACCCCAUGGAAUGUUGUAAAAAACAAUCAAUUUUCCUAUGUUAUAAAGAAUAAUGGACAGCCAAGGUUUUGGUAUGUGUCAAUGGUGGCAUGUUAUUUAGAUGAGGUGACCUGCACUUGGCAUCACUAUAAAGGGGCACCAUCCCCAGACAACACAACCUUAACAAAUAUGCCACAGACUAUACAAUAUGAUUUUUGGCUUGUUAAUGGUAGUCCUAACCUUUCUGUUUAUAAUUCAAUGAUGUAUCAAUUCUCAUUUGAUAGACAAAAUACAUUGGAGCUGUAUCUGUUGUUCUGGCUGUGUUACAUUAUUCUUUUGCCAGUUCAAAUCUAUGCAGUAAGGACACAGAGACAUCCAGUGACUAAAUUGUUUACAUCUAGCUUAGUUCUAGAAUUUGUUGCUCUCUGCUUCAAUGUGGUACAUACAGUAAAGUUUGCAGCAGAUGGAGUUGGAUUUGGUGGCUUGUCUGUAGCUGGUGAUAUACUCGAUAUUAUGAGCAGAACACUAUUUAUGUUGCUUCUUCUUCUAUUAGCAAAAGGUUGGGCAGUGACUCGGUUAGAACUCACAUACAAACCAUUAGUAUUUGGUGUAUGGAUGGUGUAUGGAAUUGUUCACAUUUUACUGUAUGUUUGGAAUACGACUGAAGUGGAUAUAAUAGAAGAGAUCGAUGAAUACCAAACGUGGCCGGGAUGGUUGGUGCUGACGCUACGCGUCGCCAUCAUGACAUGGUUCGUGCUCGAACUCCGGAACACUAUGAUGUACGAACAUAACAUGCCAAAGUUAAACUUCCUCCUACAUUUCGGAGCUUCGAGUCUGGUGUGGUUCGUGUACUUGCCAAUCAUAGCUCUCAUAGCUCUGCAGAUUAGUCCACUGUGGAGAUUUAAAUUUAUUUUAGGGAUAACGUAUUCAGCUGAUUGCUUAGCGUUUUGCGUGAUGGCUCACCUUUUGUGGCCGACACGAUCCGAACAGUACUUACUUCUAGCUCCAUCUAAUUAUACAGCAGGUAUAGAAGAAUUAGACGAGUUCAAUGAGUCGCCGCACGUCGUGCACAGCGACACGGUCGCGCUCACGACGGUCGAAAGCAUCAACGCAGACGACGAAGAAGUUAUAUUUACACGACCACACAAAAAUGGUACAGUUUUUUCAUAGCGAUUCAAAAAAAUAAUUGUGUCGAUACUCAAUUAUGGAUACCUAUAAUCCGGGUAUGCAGAUAUGAAUGAUUUGAAUCGUAUUGAUGGGUCGUCGAUGUCAUAGCGUUUGUACUAAUCGGAGUAUUUGAAAAAAAUCGAUUAUGUGUUAAUAUCGAUGUGCAACUAGUGCUGUUUUUGAGAUGUCAGUGAUACAUCACUCUGUGGUAGGAACUCGCUCGGUAAGGAUUUGUAACAGUAUGUUGCCGCUCGCGUGCGUGACGGUUUUUCAAAUGAAAAAUAUCGCGAAUGGCGAACCUUUACCUUAUACUAAUAAGAUUAUCCUUUGUUUUAUAACAAAUGUUAACACAUUACUCUUUUUUAUUAAAUUAAUUAUUAAUGACAAUUGUGAUGUUUUUAAUACGUAUUGUAAGUAAAUAUUUUAAUUAUUAGUUAGCUCAGUUUUAGUUUAAUUAUAUAUUAUAACCUAAAAAUCUAAAUCUAAUUUGCCAAAUGUUUUAUGUAGUUUAGAUGCUACACAGAAACAGAUAAACACACAUAGACUUCGUUGUAGCCUUGUAACAAUUAUACUGCCUAUUAUAUAAUAUCAGUGUCGAUCAAUUUGUAAAAAUGAACUUUGACAAAUGUUGUUUAGCGGACAUUCGAAAGAAAAAGAAAGGAAUGUUUAGCUAAUCCCUCCCUACACAUAAUUUAUAAGUAAAGCCGGUACUGUAUAAAUGCUUAACUAAAGUAACGAUUGUGAUGGUUGGAGUUAAAUUUAAUUUUCUUGCAUAUGAAAUGGUUUGUACUGGUUAUAAAAAAUAUAUACGUUUUCCUACGUAAAGCAAAGUUGUAUGAAAGUACCGCACGCGGGCGGAAUUGCUGGAGAAUUAAAUAUAUAAGUAGCAGUUGCCUAAAUAAGGCUACAUGAUGAUGCGAAUAAACUAUCAAUAUAAUAUUUUAUUAAAAAAAAAAACUUUAAUUGAGGUUUCAUUUUAGAAUUUUUCUAACUAUGCUAAAUAUUAGUAUACGAUGUAUCUUACUUUUAAAUAUAAGAAAAAAUAUAUUAAUUUCAGAUUCACAAUUUAAAAAAAAGCGAAUUUAUAAUUUUAUGAUUGUUGAAUUUAAUAUUUCUGAGAUGAGAAUUUUUUUUGUUACCAAAAUUUACGCUACAAUUUUCGACAAGUUUUGUCGACAUUUCGAUAAAAUAAUCUUAUUGAUGAACUUAGUUUUACUUUAAAAAUAAUACAACAGAUGUUAUUUGUAAGAAUAAUAUAGUAUUAUAGUAUGUAGGUAAUUAUUUGAAUUUGGUUUAUUCGGAAUAAUAAUUUGAUCAAGAUAAAAAUAACUAUUCCAGUCAAAGGAUAUACGUGAAUAAAAAAAAAUGGGUACAAAUUUUCUCGAUCGAAUAUCAGUUUAUUAAGAAAGUGCCAAUGUCAUAAUCUAACAGUCAACUAAAUAGUUCGAUUACGAUAAAAUGUUUGGCAGGUUUACAUUAUGGUUGGUAAUGUUUCUUUCACACGCUUGUCCCAACUUUUGGGUCCAAAAUAUAGG